AUGGUCCUCAAAUUAGUCGGGAGCCCAUACUCAACCUGCACCCGUCGCGUUGCGAUGGUUCUUCAUGAGAAGAACGUCCCCUUUGAAUUCCAGUCCAUCGACUUGGCCAAACGUGAACAUAAAGCACCGGAGUUCGUAGAGAAGCAACCUUUUGGCGUCGUUCCAUAUAUUGACGACGACGGGUUCAUUCUUUACGAAAGCCGCGCAAUAUGUCACUACAUUGUAUCUAAAUACCCUAACCAGGGAACCCAAGAGCUCAUUCCAUCGGAUCUUAAAGCAAACGCUUUGUUCCAGCAAGCCGCCUCGAUUGAAUUAUCUAACUUCAAUGAUUAUGCGGAAAAGGCUGUCGUUGAGAAAGUCUUUAAACCAAUGAAAGGACUUGUUCCUAAUACAGAAUACGCUGAUGGCCUGCUCGCGACCUUAGAAACUAAGCUGGACGUGUACGAGAAGAUUCUGAGUAAACAAAAAUACCUUGCCGGAGAUUCUGUUACUCUUGCUGAUUUAUACCAUAUACCCUAUGGGGCUUUGCUUCCCAAGGCGGGGUCGGCUGGCCUUGAUGUUGAGAAGAGACCAAAUGUUGCACGAUGGUGGAGAGAUAUUACUUCUCGACCCUCCUGGCAAGCAGUGAAAGACGGAAUAAAAGUGUAG
Molecule: messenger RNA, 648 nt
Organism: Psilocybe cubensis
Lineage: Eukaryota; Fungi; Basidiomycota; Agaricomycetes; Agaricales; Agrocybaceae
Product: Glutathione S-transferase
Exons: 5
Coding region: 1-648 (215 amino acids)
Cellular component (GO): cytoplasm
Molecular function (GO): glutathione binding; glutathione transferase activity
Source: RefSeq, a predicted model, not a curated record